This is a messenger RNA of Pygocentrus nattereri (red-bellied piranha), 1205 nucleotides long. RefSeq names its product microtubule-associated protein, RP/EB family, member 1a (gene mapre1a). Gene Ontology annotation, molecular function: microtubule plus-end binding. Lineage: Eukaryota; Metazoa; Chordata; Actinopteri; Characiformes; Serrasalmidae. Gene Ontology annotation, cellular component: microtubule organizing center; cytoplasmic microtubule; microtubule plus-end. The coding region runs from base 160 to 969 and encodes 269 amino acids. The transcript is spliced from 8 exons. Gene Ontology annotation, biological process: protein localization to microtubule plus-end; regulation of microtubule polymerization or depolymerization; spindle assembly. The record is from RefSeq and is a predicted model, not a curated record.
UUUCCUUCCCCUAAAAACUUUAAAAGGAAGUGGUGAUGCUGACUCUUCUCUUUGUUCGGCUAUUGGCAGCACACCGCCGUCUGUCUAACCUUUACAUUUACGGCAUUUGGCAGACGAUCUGAUCCAGAGCGACUUACAAUCUGAUCAUUUUACACAGUCAUGGCCGUGAACGUCUUCUCUACGUCGGUAACCAGUGAAAACCUUAGUCGCCACGAUUUGUUGACAUGGAUCAACAACUCUCUGCACAUGAGCCAUUCCAAGAUCGAGCAGCUGUGUUCAGGUGCUGCCUACUGUCAGUUCAUGGACAUGUUGUUCCCGUCUUCUUUGCCCUUGAAGAAAGUGAAAUUCCAGGCUAAGCUGGAGCAUGAGUAUAUCCACAACUUUAAACUCCUUCAAAACAGCUUUAAGAAGCUUGGGGUGAACAAAAUUAUCCCCGUGGACAAGCUUGUCAAAGGGAAAUUCCAGGAUAACUUUGAGUUUGUGCAGUGGUUUAAGAAGUUCUUUGACGCUAACUACGAUGGGAAGGAGUAUGAUCCAGAAGCGGCGCGGCAGGGACAGGAGGUCGCUACCUCAGAGCGUCCGGCUGCAGCCGUGGCAAAUAAAGCAAAGAAAAGUAGCACAGAGGCACGCAUUACCCCGGUCAAGCCAACAGCUCCAGUUGCUCCUCAGCGAUCGACCACUGCUGCCCCCAAGCCAGCGCCGUCUGCAGCAAGGAGGACGGGGUUGGUGGCUGCAGAGGAGGAUAGUGAAGAGCUUACUCAAAUGAUCAGUGAUCUGAAAUGCGCCGUCACAGAUUUGGAGAAGGAGAGAGACUUUUAUUUCGGCAAACUGAGGAAUAUUGAGCUCCUUUGCCAGGAGAAGGAGGGGGAGGCUGACCCCACGCUGCAGAAGAUCCUUGAUAUUCUGUAUGCCACAGAUGAAGGUUUUGUGAUUCCUGGGGACGACGCGGGUGAACCAGAAGAGUUUUGACCGAUCUCUAGGCUACAUUCAGCUCUUGAGCAAGUGUGUGUGCUUGCACGUUGUACGGAUUUCUUCGGUCAGCCACCUUUGGCACAUUGCUUUUGCACAUUGACCUUUUUGAAUGUUUUAUACUUGGAGAAGUUCUAUUUCUGUGCUCUGACAUGUCUUUGAAGUAACAGAUUAUUUUGAUAAAAUAUUAUCAUUAAUGCUAUUAAAGGUGUUUCAUUGUUGCACUUUCAACAAAA